AGAUUCACUUCUCCCAUAACUAACUAUCUCACUGCACUUCCUCCCAGCUAAUGGAAAUGGAGCACCACAUGGAGAGUGGAAAGAGAAGAGGAGCGAGCAAGGAUGAUUUAAUAUGUAAGAGACACUUUCUUCCCUUUUUUUCACCUGAAUUUUGAGUUUGAGUGUUAAACAUAACUGAACUAAACUGGUUUCUUCUAAAAAGUAAAAAAAAAAGAUAAAUAAACAGUGGCUGGGGUCAGCAAAGAGGGUGUUUACUCUUCCCUGUGCUGCACGUUAAAUUUCUUUAGUUUGCCAGUCACCUCAGCAGGGUUAAGUAAGGUGUAUUUAUUUGAACUCACCUGUCCAGGUGACAACCAGCAGGAUACUAAAGGGCAAAGUAGAACUCCAUCGUCAUAGUGACAGCAAUCACAUGGCACUGAGAUAAAGGGUCCCAAAAGCAUGUGACUAAGAGUGUUUGCCUAAGAGUCUCCUGUUAUUUGUAUGUGCACCUGUUUUUAUGCUGUGUGAAGUCAGGUAAAGUAGGAGCUCUCAUGUUACACACCUGUGUUUGGCUUUGUGAGGAAAUGGUCAUUACUUUGCUGACAGGGUUUUGAUUUUCAUUUUCCAUGUCUUUGUUAAGAUAACAAUCUGAUAGACAGGAUCGUGUGUCAUAGAUAGUUGUGUUUACAUUUACGUGCAUCUGCUUUCACUCGAGUGGUGGUUAGUCACAGAUCAAACGUAAAAGGGAACCGAGAUUAUGAAGAGAUUGUUUGCUGUACCUAAUUCAGACUUUCAUUUUCUGCUCGUAGCUUUUUAUGCUUUCUAAUUCAUGUUAUCUCAUUCAGAAUAAAAGCUGUACUUAUGAUAGAGUUGAGCACUUUAUUACAAUGGGUGUGCACACUUAGUCAACAUACAGAAAUCAAGACCAUUUGAAACAAUGCAUGUGAAUUGUCAGUCUCAGCAUUGCUUCUUUGGUUUAACAACAGGAUAUGAGCAUUUCCUGUGGUUUGGCCUAGAAAGACUUUUGUCUCUCCUAGUCAACAUACAGAAAUUAAGACCAUUUGAAACAGUGUGAGUGAAUUUGUCAGUUUGCUUCUUUGGUUUAACAGCAGUAAAUGAGCAUUUACUGUGGUUUGACCUAGAAAGACUUUUGUCCAACACUAAGAAGAAGUUAAUCAUGAACAAAGUUUUUCAAAGGACAUGAAUUUUCAGGCUUUAUGCAAGUUAAAACACAUAUUUUUCUCCAACAGUAUUUAAAGUUUUGGCUAAACAGGCAUUAUUGUUACAGCCAAAUGCUCCUUUGAUGCUGGUGAAAAUAUCAAAUUUAAGACUAAUUUCUCUUUCAACAAUAGUUUACUGUGAACACGUGUCCCGGAAGAAAUCUAGAGGCCUUGUUGCUAAACAUACAGAACUGGAAACUAUGAAAAAAGUUAUCGCUCUCAGACCUUUACCUUACUUAAUGGCUUCUUUUAUGACCAGAGCAGUAAUCUGAAGAAACCUUUUACUGCGUGCACUCUGUGCAUGAGGGUUUCAUUACACAUAAACACUGCUGUAAUGACCCUGACAGUAUUUAAUACAAAUAACAUUACCAACCUUUUAUAACCAAGGCUUGUAAAAUGAGUAAGCCCAGAUUGCCAUGAAGUUUACUAAAUUAUUUCUGUAGGGCUCAUGUAAUGCACUUAAUACGAGACCUUAAACUUUCUUAUAUCUACCUAGUUUUACUUGAAGAGAUCCACUAGACGGUACCGUGUCUGGGUACUGUCUACCAUUCUUGGUUUAUUUCUGCUUUGGUGCGAGAAAUAAACCAAGAAUGCACGGGUUUACCAAGUUUUGUUGUGAUAUGAGAAAGAGGAAGAAUCAAAAGUUGUUUAAAAGUGCAAAAUAUGAAGAAAGAGAUGCGUCUUAGAUUCAUGUUAGAUUCAUAUAAAGGCGGUGGUGUAUCCAGUCCUUUUUGAUUGGGGUGGCCAAAUUUGAUCACUGACUUUUGCAGGAUAGAAGAAAUGUGAUAGAAAAACUUUGAUUUGCCCCCUCUGUCUUUAUGAAUCAUGUCUACUUUGACAACUUAAGAUGUAAUUUUUCUGUGUGUAUUCUUUCAACAUGCUUGCAAAGUGACAAAUUUCCUGAUCUUUUAAGCAGAAAUUUAAAUCCUGACCAGCCAACCAAUCCAAAAGUAAUUCAACAUUCAUGACAGUCAAAAUUGAGCACAGUAAAUCUAACAGGGCAAGGAUAACAAAUUAGUUUGCCAUUUGUGGCGUAAGCAUUAGCAGCCUUUGGCCACCUUUGCAGGUUUAUAUCCACAUGCCUGUGCUGGUUAUGAGUGGUUUUAAAAUGCCUAAAUCAUAUGCAGCCAACAGACAACUUCUUCUAGAUUUUCUUGAUCCAAAUACUGCAGAACCGGGUCAUAUGAGAUGCUUUCCUGUAAUCUGUACUGGUUUAAAUAUGUGCAGAAAAACAUUAAAGGUACUAUUAUUGCGGUAGUAGCGGUAGUAACUCUGUCGCUGACUAUCGAGAUUGAUGACUUUCAAUUUUUUUGAGUCAACUAAACUUGAGUGUCCUGAGUUUAUUCAUUAAAGCUAAAUUCUUUGAGUCAACAAGAAAAUGUGAUUUUAAAGUCAGACUUACAUUUCCAGCGAAAAAUGUGAUACACUGAAAUGCAAAGAAAGCAUUUUAUCACUUUUUGCCUCACCCCGGUUCACAGUUUCAGCCAUGUGGCCGACAUGGAAGCCUGUAGGGCACUGUAAACUAGGACCACAUAGAGCUGCAACAUGGGCUUGUUGAUUGUCAGUCUUUUUAUUAUUAGGUGUGUUACCAUUAUCUGACAGUUUCAGGAAAAGGGAAGUCCGAGGACAAGCCUACAUAACAUCAAUGACAGUAUUUUAAUCAUUUAAAACAACAAUGUUCUUCCUCUUCUACUGCCAGGAUGAAACUUCUUCAUAGUCAAACCUGUUCACAGCUCUUAUUUUUCUAUGAGAAUGACAUUCCUUCUCUGCUUCAUAUUUUAAACGUCUCAAAGUAUACUGUACAUCAAUCAAACUCACAGUUUCUUCCGUCUCUGUCUCCCUGCAGCCGAGCAAACCGGCUCUUUAGGAUGCUGUGGUUGGGUCAUCGUCAUAAUCGCCGGCUUCUUUACAAUUCUCCUCUUCCCCCUCACCAUCUGGUUCAGUUUGAGGGUGAGAAAAAUCAAAAAAUCUACUCCCUAGAUUGGAAAGCAGAGACAUUUUUUUGUGAAAGUGUACUGAUCUUGUGCUGUGGGUUAUUAUUUGUACUGCAGAUUGUUCAGGAGUAUGAACGUGCUGUCAUCUUCAGGCUGGGCCGUAUUACUGACAGAAAGGCCAAAGGACCAGGUAGGAACACUCACAUCCUCUGUGUCUUUAUUUUUAGAAUUAUACAAGUACAAAUGUAUAAAAAAGGUUCAGAUUGAAUAUAUGACUGAAUAUUUGUAUAACAGAUUGAUGCAUGAUAGACAUUAAAUUUGAACAGUGGAGUUUGUGAUGGAUUUAAGCCAUGAUUUCUCUUCUUUCUCCUCAGGUAUUUUCUUCAUUCUGCCUUGCUGUGAUUCCUUUGUGAAAGUUGAUCUGAGAACAGUUUCAUUUGACAUCCCACCUCAAGAGGUAGGGUAUGCAGCAGCACAAAUAAAAACACUACCUGGGGAAAAUAUUUUUUUUUAAACAGAAUUUCAAAAAGCUAAACAAACAAAAACUUUCAAACACUUCUACCUCAGAUCUUGACGAAGGACUCGGUCACAGUGUGCGUGGAUGGAGUGGUGUACUUCCGGGUCAGUGACCCCAUUGCCUCUGUGGCCAAUGUGUCGAACGCUGACUUCUCCACCCGCCUGCUGGCUCAGACCACCCUGAGAAAUGUGCUGGGGACCAAGAACCUGGCAGAGCUUCUUUCUGACAGAGAGGGCAUCGCUCACAGCAUGCAGGUACUCAAACUAGAAAAAACAAAAUCACUAAAAAUGUGAAAGGAAUUAAAAACCUACGAAAAAGGAUUAGGGCCACAUGGAUAGAAAAAAUAAUAAUUACAGGAAGGAGAUUAAAGUUGAAAUUUCAGGAUUGAAGUCGAAAUUUCAAGAUUUAAAAAAUCAAAAUUUUGUCAAUUAAGUUGAAAUUUUGAGAUUAAAAAUUGAAAAUUCUAAAUUAAAGUUGAAAUUUCAAGAUUACAAAAUGUUGAAAUGUUGUAAAUAAUUUCGAAAUUUUCGAGAUCAAAAUUGUUAAAUUUUUGAGAUUAAAGUCAAAAUUUUGAGAUUAAAGUUGACAUGAAUAAAGUUGAAAUUUCAACUUUUUAAAAUUUCGACAUUUAAUGUAGAAAUUUUGACUUAAAUUGGAAAUUUAAAAAAAUCUACCUCCUGUACUUCUCUUCAUGUGGCCCUAAUCUUCUUUUGUAAAAACCUGAUAAUCAUAUCAGUUUUUUUAUUGUAAUUUAUUUUAUUGUUUUAAUAGUUUGCUCAUUAAAGCAAUUAUUGCUGUUAAAGGUAUUUGGGAACAACUGAGAGGCCUAUCUAAUAUCCCCACAUCUGGGGGUUUAUCUGAUGUUGAGCUGUAUAUAGCAUGCAAACCAUACCACACACCUUAUUUACAAUAAAUGUCAGUAGAUGGGCCUUUGAAAUACUCCAACAAACUGAGUGCAGUCAUCUAUAUGACACGAUCAGAUCCAAAACUCUGAGCAUAAGAUCAUCUAUAAAUGCAGGACUGAGCCCUGUCGAAAACAAGUUUCAGUUGUAAAGGUACUGAAGGGUUAUUACACUUUAAGCUGCAGGUCUGAGCUCUUCCUUUAUCUGUGUCUCCCAGUCCAGCCUGGAUGAAGCCACAGACAACUGGGGCAUCAAGGUGGAGAGGGUGGAGAUUAAAGAUGUCAAGCUGCCACAUCAGCUGCAGAGAGCCAUGGCUGCUGAAGCGGAGGCUUCACGAGAGGCCAGGGCCAAGGUCAGGACAUGAAGCAUAAACACUUCCGAUUACUUUUGGCUAUUUAUCGUGUGCUAUCCUAACCUUUCUUAAUUCAUCCAUGUGUAGGUGAUUGCAGCUGAAGGUGAGAUGAACGCAUCUCGUGCUCUGAAGGAGGCGUCCCUGGUGAUUGCAGAGUCCCCGUCAGCCCUGCAGCUCCGCUACCUGCAGACCCUGAACACCAUUGCAGCAGAGAAAAACUCCACCAUCAUCUUCCCUCUGCCUAUGGAUGUCUUGUCUCACUUCAUGCGGAAGUGAUUCCUCACUGAGUCGACUAGUCGGAGCCACUGAUAAAAAAACAUGACUUGAAUUGAGUUGAGGUACAUUUCUAUAAGAUGAGCUGUCAGAAUAUAAGGUACAGCUAUUGCUCUAUUGUUGUGUGGUCCUUUUAUUUUCAGAGUGGUCUCAGACACACAAUGAUGAUUUAUCAAGAUAAGCUGUGAAUAGGCCAGGCCUGCUUAACAACAUGAUUUGGAAAUUACAAAAUUACAAAAAAAAUUUAAAUUACAAAAUAAAUAAAUAAAAUGCAAUUCACUAUUGUCUGAGUAUUUUAAUUGUGUUUCCUGCAAAAGAAAUGUUAUAAAGAUCACUUUGAUACAUGAAUAUGUCUUAAACUAUGUGUAUACUUUCGUUUUCAGUUACAUUAAAUCUGUCUCAACAUACGGUGAUA
This is a messenger RNA of Xyrichtys novacula (pearly razorfish), 5592 nucleotides long. NCBI's taxonomy places the organism in Eukaryota, Metazoa, Chordata, Actinopteri, Labriformes, Labridae. The record is from the annotation of a GenBank genome assembly.